Messenger RNA from Trichomycterus rosablanca, 5423 nucleotides. RefSeq names its product phosphatidylinositol-binding clathrin assembly protein. Gene Ontology annotation, biological process: synaptic vesicle budding from presynaptic endocytic zone membrane; clathrin-dependent endocytosis; clathrin coat assembly. The record is from RefSeq and is a predicted model, not a curated record. Lineage: Eukaryota; Metazoa; Chordata; Actinopteri; Siluriformes; Trichomycteridae. The transcript is spliced from 19 exons. Gene Ontology annotation, molecular function: clathrin heavy chain binding; phosphatidylinositol-4,5-bisphosphate binding; SNARE binding. Gene Ontology annotation, cellular component: clathrin-coated pit; synaptic vesicle; extrinsic component of presynaptic endocytic zone membrane. Bases 569 to 2416 code for a protein of 615 amino acids.
UUUUUCUAUGCAUUCCUUUGGUCAGGAGUCUAUAUAUAGCUUGGCUUGUUUUUAGUGGAAAUAAAGAAUUAAGCGUGAAAAUCUGUACAUUUGCACUUACAGAAAAGUAGAUUUUGAAUAUAAAGCGAGAUAUAUAGGGUUUACCUUCUGAACCGGGUGGACUUGCGUCUAGCUAUGACAUUGGGCAAUACUAUAAUCUCAGAUUGCACUAGUAGGACGUGUACUCUGUUUGAAUGCUGUUGUGGUUAUAUUAGCUAACAUAAAUCAGUUUAUUGUCUUUUUAGACAACAUUUGUACUAGAUAGAUAGCUAGACUUGUUUUUAUGACCAAACUCAACCUAUUAAUCCAGGUUUUUAUUGCGCCGAGCUACAAAUAAACCCCACACACACACACACACACCUACGGCUGUCGACGGCAUUUUUUAUUUUAUAAAGCAGGCACUUUACAGACGGGAUUUUUCUACAGCAGAUCUUAUCACUAAUCCAGCAAGGUGUCUGGAUUUAUUUGGGGGAAUCUGAUACUCCACAUUGUUCGUUAUUAGACAGGGAUAAUAGAGUAAAAGGGAAAUAUGUCGGGACAGUCGAUCACGGAUCGGAUCGCGGCGGCUCAGCACAGCGUGACCGGAUCAGCCAUCAGUAAAGCGGUGUGUAAAGCCAGCACACAUGAAGUCAGCGGACCCAAGAAAAAACAUCUGGACUACCUGAUCCACUGCACCAACGAGAUGAAUGUGAAUGUGCCACAGCUGGCGGACACACUGUUCGAGAGGACGGCCAACAACAGCUGGGUGGUGGUGUUCAAAGCCCUUAUUACCACACACCACCUGAUGAUGUAUGGCAACGAGCGUUUUAUUCAGUACCUGGCCUCCAGGAACACUCUGUUCAAUCUCAACAAUUUCCUUGAUAAAGGUGCAUUGCAAGGUUAUGACAUGUCCACCUUCAUUAGGCGCUAUAGCCGCUAUCUGAACGAGAAGGCUCUGUCGUACAGACUGGUCGCUGUGGACUUUACCAAAAUGAAAAGAGGUAUUGAUGGAGUGAUGCGCACCAUGAAUACAGAGAAGCUGAUCAAAACUCUGCCCAUUAUUCAAAACCAGCUGGACGCUCUACUCGACUUCCAGGCUAACCCUAAUGAGCUUACCAACGGCGUGAUCAACACUGCAUUCAUGCUGCUCUUUAAAGACUCCAUCCGUCUGUUUGCUGCAUAUAAUGAAGGGGUCAUCAACCUGCUGGAGAAAUAUUUUGAUAUGAAAAAGAACCAGUGCAAAGACGCGCUGGACAUCUAUAAGAAGUUCCUUUACAGGAUGACUAAGCUGUCCGAGUUUCUCAAAGUAGCAGAGCAAGUUGGGAUUGAUCAGGGUGACAUCCCAGAUCUCACUCAGGCUCCCAGCAGUUUGUUGGAGGCUCUGGAGCAACAUCUGGCCUCUCUGGAGGGCAAGAAGACUAAAGAGUUUUCUGCAGACAGCAGAGCCAACACUCUGUCCAGCGCUGUGUCCUCCCUAUCAAACACAGGCAUGUCCUUCACCCGGGUGGACGAGAAGGAGAAGCAGCAGGCCCUGGAGGAGGAACAGGCCCGACUGCAGGCGCUUAAGGACCUGCGUCUGAAGGAGAUCAGCAAUCAGAAUUACUCCACCUCUCCUGUUACUCAGCAUGCCAUUAAUGCCAACAAUCACAGUGCAGCAAUGGACCUGUUCUCCAACCAUAUCACCUCCAUCACCCCUGCCAUCAACAGCAUGCCAAACCUCACCAGUGACCUGUUUGACCUCCAGCCAGCCUUCAUCCCUGCCAUGCAUAGCACUUCCUCCAUACCUACAGCCGGCUGUGCCUGGGGAGGUUUGGAGAGCGGUGCUGGUGCUCAUAUGUCUGCAAUGAAUGUAGAUUUUGAUGCUGUGUUUGGAGCUCAAGGAGCCAAUAAUGAUGUGAAGCCAACAGCUGGAUUUGAUGUGUUAGGAGACUUGUUAAAGCCCACCAUGCCGAUUCACAGUCAGCUUCCCAUGAUGCCCCCUCAUACAGGAGGCAAGGUUCUGGCUAAUGACCUUGAUUCCUCCCUGGCUAACCUUGUAGGCAAUCUGCAAUUUGGAGGCUCAGUCAAAAAGCCUGACAUGCAGUGGACUCAUCCUGGGGAGAAGAGGAUGACUGGUGGCACUAACUGGCAGUCCAAGACCAUGAGCAGCACGACUGCCUGGAGUCCUGCCCCCAUGCCACCUGCUCCAAUGCCUGUACCCCACAUGCAGGCUCCUGCACCCAUGGCCUUCCCCAUGACCACACCUCAAGUGCCUGUGUAUGGGAUGGUUUCUCCUCAGAUGGGUCAAAUGGGUCAGAUGGGAGGGGUUCCAGUGAUGACCCAACAGCCCGUGAUGUACCAGCCUGUUCUGAGACCCACCAACCCAUUUGCUCCCGGAGCUCAGAUGCAGUUCAUGUAGUAGCAAUGUGCAGCAGAGUGCCAAACACACAACAACAUGAGCCACAGAGCAAGAGGAGAGACGAGGACACCAACCACUACCAAAUUCAGGGAGCCAAAGGAAUGAGAGAAGCAGACGAAAACAAAGCGAUUCGUUUUUUUGGGAAAACAGGGAAAGCACGAGCGGUUUUCUGCCAUGACUCUUCACCUGAUUGUCUGAAAUGUGUCACUCUCAAACCCCCCCCUACAUGCCACAACUGAGUAUCAGCAUCACAGCAUAACAUCUUAUUCAUUUUCAUUCUACAUGUCUCAUUUAAGGUAGAGUCUGAUGGUUAAGAAGGUUUAGUUACCUCACGUUUAGCUCAUGUUUUGUUAGCGUUUUUAGCUGAUUGUGUCCUGACAGCUGGGCUUAGAGAGAAUUGAUCAUUUUAAAUCAGGUUUGAUGACAGAAGUGACGUGGUUGCUUUAUGUUGCUAGAAUGGUUCUGAGCACUGUGUUUGGGUUACAGCUGGGUGUGAAGGCGCUAACAGGACACAGAUCUCCAACCACGCUAGUCCAGUCUAAUCAGUCUUGACCUCACAAGUCACCUACUACCUGUUGCUCUAACUCUUAAACUAAAAAUGUGGAAUUGGAAGAAUUGGAAUUAUUGCACUUAGGGAGAGGGAAUAUGGCAAAAAAUCACAGGUUUUUAUACUACAUAACAAUAUUUUACUCUUUUUUUCCACUCGAUUAAACCAUGUACAGAUACAAGAGUCACAAACAUGUUACAUUUACAUUUUUAACAUUUAAAGAAAAUUACAGUAUUUAUUAAGAAGCAAAAUCAGUGAGAAGUGAAGCUAGUGGUUUUUAAUAUUCGUUUCAUCAACCGAUUCAUCAUGGUAAAGGUCGCGGUGGAUCUGGUUUUACUGGGAAACACUGGGUGCUAGGCAGGAAUACACUGAACAGGGUGCCAAUCCAUCACAGGGUUUCGACCACCGAUAGCUUCAAACCCGGAUCUCAGCAAUGGUGGGCUAGUUUGAUAAACCACUGCGCCACCUGAGCGCCCCAUUUUUUAUUAGUAACUGGCUAGAACCUAAUAAGAGUGCUCUAGUAAGACAGGAACCUGCAAUUGCCAAUCCAUCACAGGGUUUCGACCACCUCCCCCUCAGACACGAUCCCGGAUCUCGGCAGUUGUGGGCUAGUUUGAUAGACCACUGCACCACCUAAGCUCCACAUUUUUUAUUAGUAACUAAUUACUAGUGACCUAGUCAAAGUACUGGCUAGAACCUAAUAAUAGUGCUCUAGUAAGACAGGAACCUGCAAAUGCCAAUCUAUCACAGGGUUUCGACCACCACCCCCUCAGACACGAUCCUGGAUCUCGGCAAUUGUGGGCUAGUUUGAUAGACCACUGUACCACCUGAGCGCCCCAUGAUAAUAAGUAGUAUCGUAACAAUAGUAAUAAUAUGAAUAAUUCUAAACAUGUUCAUGUCUGUUUUUAUUUACUGGUUUAACUGAAUAUAAAACUUUCUAGGGUGCUAGAAUUAAACACAAUGGCUAAAAAUAUGAGAAAUGACCAAGAACUUCUUGGACAUGCUAUUCCAAACCUAUGAACGUUACUGCUUUUGCUCAUGGUCCAUCUGGCUAGGCUUUUAAAGUGUCUUUUAAAAUGUGUGCCAUUUCAUGAGAAGGCCUGGCUUGCGGCCUACAGUUCAAUUCAUCCCGAUUGUAAUCUGUAGGGUUGAGGGUAGGGCUCUGUGCAGGCCACUGGAGUUUUCCACCCAACCUCAGAAACCACGUUGUUGUGGAAUUUAUAUUGUGUAUGAGUUUAUGGGGCUCAGUUCUUUACCGCUAUAGUUAUAAAAGCAGAAAAGGGAAAACAGGAGAUUCCACUUCCCUUCACCUUUUCCAGUAUAUUUCAGAUCUUUAGUCUUGCAUACUUGUCAGUUUGAACGUGAGGACUUCAAAACCAAUACAACCAGCCAUGAUCGCCGAAUCAACACUAGUGAUUUCAAUUUAGAAUGAACAUAUGCUGUCUGUUUCACACCCCCACCACUCCAACCUUCCCAGCGCCAGGCAUGCAGCCAUGUUACAAAAUUCUAUCUGGCUCUGAGCAAAGGAAGGAGCAGCGUGUGCCAACAUUAAUAAAUGUAAUUAGUGUCUCAUAUACAUUUUCUGUUCUGUGGGAUAAAUGGAUAUUUACAGUAUGCACUGGGAGUGGUCAAGAACUUUGCGUGUAUGUCCAUACAGAACAGACCACUCAUGUUCAUUACAUUUACAUUUACAUUUUCAGCAUUUAGCAGACGCUUUUAUCCAAAGCGACUUACACAAUGAGCAAUUGAGGGUUAAGGGCCUUGCUCAAGGACCCAACAGUGGCAACUUGGUGGUGGCGGGGCUUGAACCGGCAAACUUCUGUUUACUAGUCCAGUACCUUAACCACUGAGCUAUCACUGGCCCAGUGAUAUAUAAAAGGAUAUAUAAUAUGUUCAUAUAAAAGGAAUUCAAGAAGCAUUGCUUUUUAUUUAUUCUUGAGCUGUUAUCUCCAGGUAGCAUAAUGAUACAACACUCUAGAUGAAUAUUUAAUGCCUCUUUAAUUAGCUUCUAUUCUCUGUUAUCCUCCUUCAGGGAGGAGAGAGAAGAGACAGAGCCUGGGUGGCUACACAUCACUGUUUGUGUGCUUCGUCUCAUACCUGCCUUAUAAGUGUUGGAUCAGUAUGUAAUAGCGGCCAAUAUUUUAAACAUCAUAGUCCAAAUUUUAGUCAUUAAUAUUUGUAGCACGUUAUUACAAGCAAUCUGUAGGUCUGCUUGUGUGGUAUUUGGUUUUUGAUUAAUGAUGAAUACAUAAUCUGUCAAGCUGCAGAAUCUUGAAACAUUUUACAUGCUCUAUAGGAAACAAGCAUCUGCAUAUUUAAAUAAAUUACUAUUCAUUUGCUCAUGUUGAGAAAAAAAACUUAGUGUCGUGUGAAUUAAAUUAGAAAUGAGAUGGAACAUUUAAUUCAGCAAAUAAAAAAAAUAUGCAUAAAAAACACCAUAUUUAAGUAUAUUGUUUUGUU